UGAUAGGUGUAAUUUAGAGAUGAGCUGAGAAGCAACUGAUUGAAAGAGUUUAAGGGAAUACUUUUGUAAGGAUCAUCAAGAGGUACUGUGACAGAAUUGAUGCGAGACUUUUCAUUUUGAGUGAGGAUUUCAAGCGAUCGUUGGUCCUGAGAAAAUGAACAAAGCUAUUGAACUAGUUGAGAGGCUUGUAGAGAGUUUAUGUGCAGAGGCGAAGAAAUAUGGAUUAUUGGGGAAGAUUAAAGGUUUAGAAGAGUCUUUGAAAAAUAUUACUGAUGCUGUUCAGAAGUUAAGAGAAGAAUCAAAUUCUGCUACACAGAAUGAUGAGUUUUUGAGAUAUGAUAAGCUGAAACUUGAAGCUCUUAAGAUUAAGACUGAUAUUUGAAGCUCUAAAUACUAUCAAAAUAAAGAUGAAACGAACCAUAUUUUUGAGCUUUUGUUCUAUUUGCAGUUAUCAAAAUGCUCAAACUCACCGAAAGAUCUUGGAGAAACAAAAAAGAGUGAAAGUGAGAACAAAGCUGUUUAUAAGCAGAAAGGAGCAGCAGUUGACACCAACAAACCUACUAGUGAUACAUGAGCUAAAAUAGAAAAUGAAGUUGAUAACAACCAUGAUCCAGAUAAACCAAAUAAUUCAGAAGAUACUUACGAAAUCAAUAGCACUGACAACAUCCAAGAUCUUAAACAGAUUAUCAAAGAGUUGGAAAAGGAAAACAGCAUUUACAAAGAGAAGGCUUCAAAGGAUGAAGUUAUUAAAUCUUCUUUGUUAAUAGAUCUUGAAGAACUCAAAUUCAAGAUGAUGCAAUUGCAAGAUGAAAAUUCGAAGCUGAAGAGAAAUGUCAAGGAAUUGAAGCAUACUAUUGAACAAUCAGAUACAGCUGUAAAGUCCUAUCGGAGAACCAAAUUUGCUAAAUUUUAUCGAGAUUAUACAGGACAAAACUUUGAGCCGGCCAAGAAAGAGAUAUUAAAGCUUUUGUUUGAAGAAAGAUACAAAGAUCGUAAUAAAAUAUUUCUGAUGAAUUUGAAAUUUGGAAUUCCAGAGUUGACAGGAAUAUCAAUAAAUAUAUCCGAAAAUAAUGAAUUAAACAUGUUAAACGAGUUCUUAAUGAGAUCAAUAGUUGAAAAUAUUUCCCUCUUCCAUUUGGAUCGAAACUAUCAUCGACUCCUUGAUGGCUCAAAGAUUAUAGAAGGACUUUCCCAAGCUUUACCAAAAAUAACCAAAGAGGUAUAUCUCUCAGAGCUCAAGUUAACUUCUUCAGAUUUUUCCAAAAUACUAUCCAGCUCAGCACAGACUCAAAGAUGUAUCGUGGAUAAUUGCAUUCUAACAAUCAGUGCUCCUCUUUCCAUUUCAGUACAGAACUCCAGCAUGAAGCAUUUAGGGUGAACAAGUCUAAAACUGAAGAGUUCUGAUCCUUCAGAAUCCAAAACCAAAGAAGACUUAUUCGAGAUGGUAUUAGACGCAAUUAGCAAGUCGCCUAUUGGAGGUACACUGAAGGUACUAAACAUUUAUGACUCAGAGAUGGAUAGGUGUGAAGUCGAAGAAAGAUUGGACAAGUAUGGACUUGAAGAUAUUGUAGUGAUGUGCUCCUCUCAUGAUGUUAAGUGUUCAAGUUAAUUUUAAUUGUAUGAGUAUUUCAAUUGAUAA
Moneuplotes crassus is the source of this 1639-nucleotide messenger RNA. The record is from the annotation of a GenBank genome assembly. NCBI's taxonomy places the organism in Eukaryota, Ciliophora, Spirotrichea, Euplotida, Euplotidae.